AUGCACUCGACAAGAAAGCAGCUCGUGAGUUCACUUCAUGACCAACUGGAACACCAAAGCACCGAGACGCUCGAAGACAUUGCGUCCUUCCAGAAACUCACAUGGCGAAGCAUCUGCGUCGAGAGCGUCGGGGACCCACCGAAGCUGUCGCCGAGAAAACACACCAAGGGAAUCGACCUUGCGUCCAAGCGAACGCUGGAUGUCAUGUCGACGGCGACAUUGAGCGAUCUUCGUGUCGUGCUAAGCAUCAUGCUGGGUAACGUGCAUAACCACCGGCCCAACUCCACCUCGGGCAGCGGUGGAAAGCCUUCGUCCAUGCACAAACCACCAACAAACGCGGUCGAUUUUGUCUUUUGCCGCAACAAAGAUGUCGCCCACGUCAUCGACAUGCACGACGAGCGACACAUACGCGUCCAAGACAUUCUACAGCAUGGCAACACUGUAUACGUUCGGUACCAGCUCGCUUCGACGCUCAAGAGUCCGACAAAACCUCGACGCUUGCACUCUGUUGCGUCGACUUCAACUGAUAUCAACGGCGGUGAGUCGCCAACGUUUGCCAUCACAAAUACCUUUUGCGGGUACAUGCUGAACGCCGACCUCUUUCUUCGUGGCGAUGGGGUGUCCAUUACGCUCAAGGACAUCGUCGACUCGACGACGUCUGUCGCCGCGGCGGAGCUCCACGUCGACAACGCCGAAGUGCACGUUACCUUAACGUCUCAACAACUCGGUGAGAUUGUUGGCUUCAGCGACGACACGCUGCACAUUAUGAUGUCGACAAGCAAGAACCAGCGAACGAUACUUCAGAAGCUCCUGGCGAAGCUGACUGUUCAUCUGGACGACUCGACCAAGUUGAUCCAAGUCACGUUUCCGUCCGACGCCAUCGCAACAUCUGCGUCACUCAUCUCGCUCGGCAUGAUUCAGAAGGUGUCGUCCAUGCGAAAACCAUCUCCACGUACCACGUCCGUCGUGACAACUCCAAUGAAGAAGGAAACCAUGCCGCCUCAGGUGGACUCGACCGACGACAUCCCGUCCGCUGUGCCUUUCACUGCAGCCGAGAAGAGCGUGCGACUCGUUCCACAUUUCACGCUUCCACCAGCAAAACCAGAGCUGGAACACAGUCCGUCAAGCGUUCCAAAGCACGUUGAUCACAGCGUUGCUAUCCAGCCUGAAGACUCUGCCAGUGCUGUCCCAUGGAUCGUGACUGCGACCCCCCUGACCUCUGAUUUCGACAAGGCGUUUCUCUCGGCAUUAGAAUUUUUCACCGAAUCACCUGCGACGCCAGCCAUGUAUUCACUCGUCGCGUAUGACGAACUCGUGCUUUCGUUUGGAGUGGAAGCAGGUGGUUCGAUUUCCAAGGUAUCCAAGUACCUGUUGCACGCCCGCGAUGCACUAAAAAAAGUCCUCCUGCACUGCAUUCUCCAAUAUACCAACUCUUCUGGGCACUACACGACCCGACCUCUCGAGGACAAUUCAGUCAUGGCAACCCUCUUGCGCUACUUAUGGCGCGGCCUUGGACAUUGCGUUUGGAGGGAAGUUCGCGACGAGAUUUUUGCGCGCUGCCGACUCGACCCCAUGACGCGACUCGGCGUCCUGCAAAGCAAGCUUGGCAACGCCGAGAUCUUUUCAGGUUUCAAGGACGAGCUCGAUCGGAAUUACUCGGAUGAAGUGGUCGUUGUGGUGCACUGCGUCUUGCUGUGCCUCGAGCCGCACGACAUUUCAUCCGUUGACCCAACCAACGUUUGGAAGCAUGCUCAAGCGAUUGGAUUGCACGAGUUCAAAGCAUUUCGGAAAACGCUGAAGCGAUUGGAAACGUUUUGUCGAAAUCGUGUGCUGCCACCGCACGUGCGACGCCGCCUACUCGAGUGGGUGGCGCUGCCUUCGUUUUUGUCGAUUGUUGACCGAAAGGACGACGUUUUGUACGGCGUGACUUUGCUGAGAAAGCUGGUGACGAUUGUGUUGGACGCGACCGACUUGGAUUUGGUCCAGCCAUCGAAACUGGCCGAGUGUUUGGCCCAAGCGUCGGCGACAAAAGUGUCUACGACCGUCUCUGGUAUCACUGGCGACCUGGUCAAAAUGUGCAACAAGUGGGUCGAGUCCCACGCAACGCCCACGGGCUUCCCUGAGUUUCAAGCGAUGGUGAAAUGCAUGGACGAAAUCCGAUGUGCCCACAUCGAAGCCACGUGCACCCUUGUGGCAAACGCAGGCACAAACGCCCCCAUCGCGUUUCGAUGGUACCUACCGCCCAUCCCGACGACAAAGCAAGACAGAUAUUUCUUCGUUGGCGAGCACGACGCAGCGUUUGAGUUUACGUACAUAUACAACUCAACGAAAUCCCCCGUUCCCGUGCAAUUCAACACGAUGGGCGAACCGACAUUAACUCCGGACGCCCUUGAGCGAUUGCUCCUGUGCGCGCUCUCAAGAUGGUACUCAUCGCAAGCCCCGACCAAACUGACCGCUCCACUCAACGAUUGCGUCGUCGGGUUCGGGGUCAACUUUUGCCUGUAUUCGGCACUGGAUACCCUGGGCAAGGCGUGGUGGUUGGACGAUAUCUUGAAGGCGGCAACGAUUGAAAAGAUUGGCAUUGGGUCCGGGGUGUCUGUGGACGGAUUCAAAUCCAUUAUCGUCUUGCGCUUGUACGGCGUAUCGUGGCGGCGAGCGUCCCAUGCGAUGAAGGAGCCGAUGCAUUUUUUGCUCUGGCUUAAGUACAUGUCCGGACGCGACGUGCAUCACGCCGUUCGACUGGGCGCGUUGUGCAUUUGCGAGCUGCUGUUGAGCAAAGACGCGUGCAAGUCGAUCUUGCCGUUGAUCUCAUCCAAGACAGCGACGUCGACAAUUCCUCUAGGACUCGCGGCCGAAGUGUACGAGAUGCUCGUGUUGAGUUGGCAAGACCCGCCACACGACCAAGACCAGUCACCGCUUUCGUGGCAUUUUCCCUAUGUGAUGGGCCUGAUCCAGCAAAACAAGAUGAUCGCGCACUUUACCGUCAAGAUUCUUGAGCGGCUCUGCGCGUUGCUGACGAGCGAGUCCAAUACACACUACGUGGCAGCAAUCAUGUGCCAGCGAACAAUUCACGACAGCAACGACGACCGCGACAUGGUGGAAUUGCUGGCCAAAAUCACGUUUGACGUGAAUCAACCGGUUCGUGUCCUGGAUUUGGCCCAACGGAUCCUGCUGGAAUGCCUGCUACAUCCUAUCCUUGGAACUCCGCUGCGCAUUGCACGACUUUUUGCCCGAAUCUCGGAUAGCCAACUUGGGUUUCGACUGACACGGAAGCCAGCACCACAUGGAGACAUCUCGAUUUCGCCUGACAAGUGCACGCACCUAUUGAGUCUCGGCAUCCUCGGCAAGCUCGCUCGGGCUGUCGAGAGCUUGAUGGAGGUGCCCGAGUCCCAAGACCCGACGGACCUGAACACCCUACAGCUACGAUUCCUAUGUGUUUUGGCUACAGCUGGCGGUGGCGUGUGGCUCGCGAAAAACAUUCAUGUCGUUCGACUGGUCGUGGCUUGCAUCCACCGCACCAAGUCCUCGCUGGUGUGUCUCCAAGGCGGCCGAGUACUGCAAACGUUGAGUUGCGUGUUGGCCAGCGGCGACGUGACGUGGUCCUCUUCGGACGAUCCACGCGCGCACAUGGAACUAAUUGACUUGAUUGGAACGUGCGUGAGUUUCGAGACGGACCAAGUUGGAAGCGCCGUGGCCGUGCACGCUGUGUCCGCUCUCGCGAAUCUCUUGCCCGUUUCGCCCUGGGGCGAAUGGAGCUUCACGACACUCAAGUCGAUGCUGACCACGGACGACGCGGGAAUAUCGAUGCCGUGGUCGUCUUACCUACAUUGCAUGGUGCCAAUGUCUCGAUUGGACCGGUUGUGCCAUCUCCUGUGCUGUCAGCAUCAAAGCGUGAAGAAAUGCGCGUGUAAAGGCGCGAUCGACAUGGAUGCACGGCGGCGCAUCGUUCGAAAAACGGCCUGCACGUUUGCGGCGUCAAUUUUGCAACAUUUGUUCCUGGCGUCGAAGCCGGUCACGUUGGAUUACGUUCGAAAGGUGCAAGCAAAGAAAAUCCAGCAAACGAUUUUGCGAUGGAUGUAUGUAAAACGAAAGACGCGCGGGUUUUUGCCCGUAGUUGCGCAGUACUCCAAGUGCCCCCAUUGUUCUCCAGUGUCGUCGUGCCUGGCAACGCUGAUCUUGUUGGCGUGUGGCUUUCAAGUCGACGCGCAUACGCGUAAACCGUCCAAAGCGCGAGGGGGCGUGGUGGCCUUCCAACUCGAUUUGUUUCAGUUUCUCAACCGGCUGUGGCACCACCGGGAACUGGUCAUGGUCGCGUGCAACGACCUCAAAGUUGCAUUUACGUACCUCGUUUUUAGUUCCCACAACGAUGCAGACAUUCGAUAUGAAGCGCUCAAGUCGUUGUCGCUCUUGACAUGGUUCUACCCUACUGUGAUCAACUUCGUUGUCCCUGCAAUUGUCAAGCCACUGUGGGGCGCGAGCUACUUUGGGGAUGUGGGAGGCACAUGGAUCGAAGACGUUCUGCACAAAUCCCUCGACUCGAAUCGAAAACGCAUCGGCCAGCACAUCCCCGAGGUCCAAAAUGCCCUGAACUUUUUUGCCCUCGUCUCAAUUGACCCACGGCUGGCUGGCCAUUUGACAAGGGGGUUUGGCUUUGUGUGGAAGCUGAUAUACACGUGGACUUCGUCCGACAAAACUCAUGCGUUGGAUGAAGCCGUCUGUGUCGCGCUCGUCUUUAUGCAAAACGUUCUCCUCAACCUCUCCAUCGGCGAUGAUUUCAGAUUCAACGUCCCGAUCAAUGAUUUCGUCACAGUCCUGACAACUAAGAACAUUCGUGUCAAGGCGGGCCUGUGUGGUGUCCUUUGGGCCAUAGCCCUGCGUGACGAAGGCAGAGCAGCCAUCCGAAGCCACCCAGACUGCAAUGCGCUGCUACAAGCGUUGACUGUGUCAGUGUUCAACUCGUUCGCGCACUCCGAUACCGCAGCUGCGAUCGACAUGCACAUGUUGCUGUACAAUGGACUGGGCGCUCUGGCGUGCAUGGCGUUGGAUACAAAGCUCCUGCGGGAGCUAAUGCAAUCCAAAGUGAACGAACCGGCGUGCGCAAUGGCCGCUUGGAUCAAGAACAAAAAACCGCCCUCAACGAAUCCUCUCAACAUCGACUGCGCAUACUUUGCCACGAUGGAAGAGCUGCUCACCAAAGACGACAUGCCAUCUUACGUACGCGUCAGAAUGAAGCAGCUUAAGACGAUGCACGAGUACGGAGUCGGCCCGAAACUAGGAUUCCGUGCCAUUUCUGUUUUGACGAUUGUCGACCAAGUGCACGUGCAGUCAACACGCCUCCUGGCGACCAUUUUGGUUGUCGAAACCAAGCUCAUCACGGAGUGGCAAGUCCUCCUGUCGUCGUUCACCCUCGCCAACAACCCCACGCUGUACAUGUACCUGUGCGCCGUUCUGCCGACGUUGGCUCGAGCGGAGAAGAGCCGUGCGAGUGCGAUUCCCCCCUUUGUCCUUCAAAGUCUCUCAGCAAUCAUCACGCAAGAGAAAUGGACCAAACUUCAAGCCCAUGCGAUCCAAGCCCUUGGACAUUUAUCGGUCGUGUCGACCGCAGCCAAGACGCAGGUCCAGUCGCUCGACGUAUGCACGAGGGUACCAAAGCUACCCCCGGCAGUCCAGAGUGAAGUGGUGCACAUGAUUGCGUUAUCGACGAAAACCCCCGACGCAGGGCAACCGAUCCUUGGCGAAUCGGAAGUUUACGACGUCGUUGGGGCUGUCCUAAAAUCUCGAGAUCGCGCAAAGAUCUGGCAAUGCAGUGUCGCGGAGUGGUCUCCAUUAUAUCUAGACGACAAAGACCUCAACUCGACCCUCGAGACAGCCGUGAUCAAGUACUUGCGUCGACCCGUGGAGCUCGUGCAACAAUACAGCGGCACCGCCCAUGCCACGACGCUCAAUUUUCCCCUGACCCUGUUACAACUGCUUGGCGAGGUGCUGCAUGAAAUGCCCCAUCUCGUCCAGCGGAAGUUAAAGGACGCCCAAGAAUUGACGCUCGAACUAUCCCAAACGCUGCGCAAGUGGACGUCGUCGCCGUCAUGCACGUUUCGAGCGCAGUGUAUCACGAUCGACUGCGUUGCAGUGUACGUGCAAGUGAUGCAGCAUUGCAUCCACGUGAACAGCCCAAGUCUGACGGACGAUAUUACUGCGAUCAUGGUUGCUGUUGUGGCCAACCAGCCAUCCCCAACUGACCUCGACCAAGUGGUUCAGUACUUGACUCAACGCGACUCCGUGGUGCAUAUGCACCUUCACGUUCUAUCCAACAGCACAUCAUUAAAGAACUCUACGACGAUUCAGGCGCUGACGUUGCUUCACCAAUUGUUUUUAUCCAACACUCGCAAAGUUGCGCUGGGGUAUCUUGAGACCUUUACGUCCACCGACAACGUGUGCGGGUUUCUCUGCGUCCUGCACGUUUUGAUGGAGUGGCCGGACCAUCGAACCGAGUUUUCGGCCCUGGCGUUUGGCGUGUUGCAAUGUAUGCUCGAAUCCACGACGAACCGGACACUACUUCUGGACAAGGUCGUGCCUCGAAGCUGUAGUCUGUCCGAGUCGAACGCAGCACUCAACCUCUACACGAAAUACGUGUUGGACGUGUGGAGCUUCAUCUCGGUGAAAGAAAUGGCUGCUCGUGUCCCCGACCGUUCGAAACGCAUUGGGUUGUGCCUCUUGGCAUCGCAAAUCUUGUGCGAUUUGUGCAACGAAGCCCAAACGAGCUCACGAAGCGAGAGCUUUGUGUCGAUCUUGAUUGGCAGUGAAAACAACUAUGUCGCGCAUGCUACGCUCAGCCACAUCGUCCAGUCGUAUGUGGCAUGCACAACCGACGAACGUCUCGUGGGGGAAUUCCUGGAAGCCAACGUGCCUGCAGCCCAGAUUGAGCAACUUCGGUUUUGCCUUAGUGCGGCACUGGCAUACUUGGCCACGAACGAGAACGUUCGGCAUUCGAACGACAUGGUGAACUUCAUCGACAGCGCGACCGCUCGGCCCAUCACGUCGGAAGCACACCUGGGCAUUCAAUUCAACCUGCUGCAAAUUUACAACGCCGUGCUGUGUGUGCCGACUUUGUUUCGUCAAAUCGUUUUCCGCCAACAUGUUUUCACAACGUCGGAGCGCGACAAGCCAAUGCUUGCCCUCUUUGGCGAGUACAUUGCCCACCCAAACAACGUCGAGCUUCGGUGGGUGGCUGCGGAAUUGGCAGGAAAGUUUUGCCUCGACGGUACACUGGCCAUUGAAAAGUCGUUCUUGGUUCAGUCCGCUGAUUGCCUUGAAGCUUGUUUUUCCAAAUCGUUCGAGACCUGUCCUUUCACGACGACGCCCGCUUGCUCUGAGUUGACCGCACGCAUCCGUCACAUUGACGAAGCCAUUCCGUCUAUCGAAGAAAACACCCACCACACACCGGAUCGACGCCUCGUCCACGAGCUGCUCUCCACUCUCUUGAUGCUGUUUAGAGCCCAGCCUUGCAGCGCGACGUUUGCUCAUUUGGACGCGGACAAAGUAGCGAGGUUCUUCAUUCAAACCGUGCGUAUCUUGCGGCAAGGGCCGAUGAAAGACUCCAAGAUCAUUUCACCGUCCAUGAUGGAGCAGCUAGUUGUCGCAAUUGGCUUUGUCCACGAAUCCAGUCUGGCGUCCCUGCUGUGCAUGUUGGAAAUGCUCUUUAGCGUGUCGACGGAGUACAAGUGCCAACUCUUGUCCCUCAAUCUCACAUCUUCCCUGGCGGCGAGCUUGGCGACCGCCAACAAACAAGCGAACGCCCGCUACACGCUGUCGUUGUUGAGCUUCCUCUCAAGUUUGGUCAACAACGACACGAGUGUCCAUCCUUUCAUCGUCCAAGACAAAGCGCUCCUUCGUCAAAUCUUUUCUGUGCUCCAGCUACGCUUUCAGUUUGUUCCAGAGUACAAGUGCAUGUCGUUGCAACAUCCAAACGGCAAAGACCAAAUUGGUGUGUUGGUGGCUGCGGCCAAGGUGCUGCAUCGUAUCAGUUCAACACACCAAGAAGCCUGCACAAUGUUUCAGGACCUUGAAUUGGAUCUACCCCAGAGCUCGAAGGCGUCGCAGAAUGGCGCGAGUGUAUCCGUCGAGGUGGCGGUAUCGAACGACCGACCCAUUCUUCGAACCCUGUUGGACUUGCUCCUGGCGUCUGAAUCAAACGCGCUCCAGCUGCACUUGCUCGGUAUUUGCCUGCACCUCGCGGAAGCCAACGGAGUUUACGUCGUUGUGCGUUUGUGUGGCCAUGGAGGUAUUCAGAUCCUGUUUGAUUUGAUCUUCCACGACUGCAUCCGAAUCAAAGACAAGAGCGUGCAACUUCUUCGUGUGCUCAUUCUACAGUCCGAGAUGAACGUGCCACGACCAACAUUGCUUUUGAGUGCCCACCCCGCUGCCAUCUCCACGUCAUCUGCAAAAUUGGAUCGUUAUGCGAAAUCCGCUCGAUCGGUCGUGGCGCCACCAACCCGUCGCACCACGACAGUGCACAAAACUGGAAAACCUCCGCAGUCGCGCUUCAACGACGACAUCGAUGCCGUCCCGGUCGAAUCGGUCGCACUCAUCAUCGGGCGCAUCGUACUAUGCGGUCUCUUUCCAGUGUACGGCAGGCGCUUGGAAGACUUGACCCUGGGCAGUCAGGCCACACAAAUCGAUUUCAUUUGGAUUGAAGACAUGCUGCGUCGGCUGGUCGUGUUUGGCCUUUUGUCCCCAGCGGAACUUCAGAUUGUCAGCCGGUGCAUGACGAUUCAACGGUACCUGGCGCAUCGAACCAUCCUCACCGAGCCUGGUUUGCACAUUAUUACGAGCGGCAAAGUGCUGUGGCAACUUGAAACAGCUCUCGACGACGUCUCGCUCACGCUGGACAAAGGAUGCAUCGUGGGGGUCUCCACGUGUCUUGGUCUUGUCUCGACUGAAAAGGCCACCGCCAUGUGCGCUGUUGUCGCGCUCGUCCUGACCAAACAUGACCUGGAGCACGCCAUCCCAGCGCCCAUUCAAGCCAAAAUCCAUGCAGCCAUGCGAAAAAUGGCCACCGUGUAUCCUUGUAACAUCACCGAGGCCCCGUCCUGGCCAACAUACUUGUCUCUUUUCAAACUCAAAGCGAUGCAACGGUUGCAGCAACACCAGUCCCAGUACCUCUUUCGAGACAGCCGCCACUCGACGACUCCUCCGGAAGACGUGUGUGACUUGAUUGCGAGUGUGUGCUCUGCUUUGUCGUUGAGCAAGGAUAUUGCCAGAGUCAACGUGUCGAGUCUCGUCCAACUCAUCACGGAUGCCAAGCAAUGGCUGCCCUCGCGACAGCCCUUGACACGGUCGCUCGUUUAUGUCGUGCAUAGCUACUUGCGAGCGCAGCCGCAACCAAACACUCGAGUCCACUCGAUGCUUCUUCGACUUGGGCGGCCGCGAGGCGGCAGCGGGGCUGCCUUUGUCGCCAACACGUGGACGGCAUCAACUGCGACGGACGACGAUAUUCCAUUUCUCAACCGUGUCUUUUACGUGUUGGGACAGUUUACAUCGUAUUGCUGCACAGGGACAGGACGUGCAAGUUGUGGCAAGGUCGUGUCAAAAUCCAAGUGCAGCUGCACUCUGGUGGCCCGACGAGUCGUGAUGAGCCACGUACGCCUGUCCUUGUUUCGAGAUACCAUGAUCCUCAUGGACAGUUCAACGUCUCCGAUUCGAAUCGAUCACUCGAUUGUGUUUGCUGUCUGCGGCCACCUCUUUCGAACGCAAAACUACAAGCUAGCGCAGUAUCUCUCGACUCUUCCAACGCGGCUGGUCCAUGCAUUUGUUGAUGACGCCAUCAACUUCUCCGAAGAGUCGCCGUCAGCAACGCGGUUGCUCGGAAAAGUGUGUCGUUCAUGGCUGGUCACGAGUGUGGUCGAGUGCUUGUCCGAUAGAAAAGUUGAAUUCUCGCAAUGGUUUACAAACCAGGUGCAGGUAAUGGACCACCCUGCCCACGUCGCCUCCCUCGGCCCGUUGGAGUGCCUCAUCUCACUGGCGCACGCGUCGUCAGCGUCCUUGGACUUUACAGCAACGGUGCUCGACCAUUUGGAGCGUGGAAAUGCAGCCAUCUUGAGCACUCUUUGUCUUGGCUUUCAGUCCAGCGACCCGAAGAUGCAAUUGCGAGCUGCGAGAACACUCACGAAAUACUGUGACUUGGCGACAAAGCAAGAUCGAUGCGCCAACAUACUUGAACACGACGCACUCCUAGAAGCAUUGACGCAAGUCUACUUGAAAUGCAGCCACGAAUUGAAGUUCCAAACUUGUGCUUGCGAUGCCCCGUCCAAAAUUUGCGUUCGAUGUGAGCCAAAGCUGCCAUACCGUCAGAACACGCUGCUUUUGAACAUCAUCAAGACGCUUGGGACGUUAACAAAGGCACUGUUGAGUUCCUUCCGCCACAGGAACGCCUUCCUCGAGCCCACGAUGCGCUUCGUCCACGUGCUGUUGCAAGUGAUAGAGCUCGACCGAUUCGGGCAGCAAGUGAUGACUGGGCUGUGUUCGUUGUACCGUUGUCUCGUCCACACCGUCGAUGCCAUCGAAUACGCCUAUUUGCUGAUGCACUCGCUGCACCAAGCAUACGAGCGCCACCACGAGAUCGGGAUGCGAGCUCUACUCCCACUGGUUUCGACUUUGCCCUUGGCUGACCCACCACACUCCACCAUACGAGCGAAUAUACACAAAGCCUUUGUAGAAUUGACCAUGGCCAUCAUGGCGAUACCAACACCGACUUUGCAACAUCUAUGCGCCAAUGCCAUCUUACGCUUGUGUCAGAGUGCCACAUGUGCCGCCGCGUUGUCCCAUGAACACUACCUAACACAAAUAUGCCACGUCACCGCGUCUGGAGUUAGCUUGCAAAGUCUUGUGUCGGUGACCGCGGCGUUGUGUACAUCAAAGGCAACUCGGCAUCGUAUUGUGGCAUUCCCACAUUACCUUGAGAUCUUGAUUGGAUUUUUACCGCGGCUGCAACGUCAUCAGUGCCUCGUCGGUGCCGCGUAUAUUGUUUGGAAGCUCAUGAAAAUCCGGCCGGAACAUGCUGCAGUGUACAACCAAGCGAUCAGUCCGAGCUUCUUCUCCCUUCUGGAGGACACAGUUGCAUGGCAGGAAGCCGCAGACGAAAAAACCCGGCGAGUGACGGUGGGCGCAGGCGUCCUCACCCAGCUCCUGGCUAUACCAGCCAAUCGGCAAGUCGAGGCCGCGUCGUUGGGGCACAUAGUUUGUCUUUGCUGCGCAAACCUGUCGAAAGAAUCCAUGGCCAGGCAAGUUCCUUUGCUAUAUCGCUUGCUGCAGUGUGUCAACAUGGCAUUUCAACAAGGCCACGCAUACGUUCGCCAAGUCGCUGCCUCCAGCAUCAACAUUGCCCGGUGGAUUGAGCUGGCAGCGCAGGACAAUGGCACCAAGUUAAAACUCCACUCUGAAGUGUGCAAAUACGCCACCGAAAUGCUUCGGCACCACGAAAAUCGCAUGCAUCUUCGACACGAUAUCGGGUGCACGGAAGAGGUGUGGAAUGCGUUCCUGCCGUCCAUGUUUGCCCACAACGGACCCAGCCAGUCCCUGGCGAGUCGCCUCGCGUUUGAGCUGUGCCGUGGCCAUCGGCGAAACAGCACGUUUUUCAUUCAGAACCGGUUGCUUGUCGCCCUCGACAACGUCCUCUUGGACAUCACGACAUUGGACCUCGACACAUUGCGCACAGCAGACGUCAUUUGCUGCACGAUCGGUCGAGUGUGUUUGUACCUCGAGCCAAAACGGGCUCCGGGCCACUUUGAGACGACCAGUGGAUUGACACACUUGAUUGAAAUGGUCCAGCGUACCCACGAUCAUCGAGUCCACGAUCGGCCAUGGUUUACACUGGUUUGCAGUGCCUUCCGUGCCAUCAAUUGCCUCGUCCGGGUGCUCCCCCCCGCAACCGUUCACUUCAAACCGGUUCAGUGUGCCGAGAUCAUGCCUAGUUUGGUGCCACAGCCACGGGCGUUUGUGGCGUUUUGCACGUCGUUGAGACUCACGUGUGCAGCGGCAAGGAACGAAUGCCCGACGGCCUACCAGGUGGUUUUGCAUCACUUGGUGAGCGCCUUGUCAACAGAGACAUUAGCGCCGUCGGGGCGAAAGGUCGCGUGGAAGCUGUUUGGCACCGUGGCUCGCCACGUCAUGGUUGAAGUGGACGGCAACGCGAUCGUUCAAAUCGUCGAGCAGGAAGUCAAGAUGCCCCCCCUGGCGGUGGUGCACGCGAUGGGCCUCACUCGGUUCACCUCGCCCCUCGUUGUGCUGGGCUAUGCCACGAUUGAGCUCCACACCGACACGACGUUUCACCGGCUGCACCUGUGGAUUGUCAUUGCUGUAUUUGCCAGCCAGCAAGUGAAUCCAACAUCGUGGGCGCUCGAACGGUUUGUCAGGGAUAUUUGCAAUACCGUGGCCAUUCUCCUGGAGAGCUCGGAGAUUGAAGACCAAGACUCGGCCGCCUACAUCAUUGCAACUCUGUGCUGCCACUCGCCUAGCGCAGCAACCCUCUUUGCGUCGAUUAUUCCAGACGCUAUGGACCUCCUAACGCAAUGCAUGAUCGGUCAAUUGAAACGCGGUCAUCGUGCAGUGUAUGCAAGCCGUGCCGCAGCCUGCCUCAUCGCCGUCCGUGACUCUGGUGCGGCAGAGGACGACCUGGCAUCCCACCUCGCCAUUUUAUUCCCCCUGUUGUCCACUGCUCUCUACAACGCCCUGUCCAAAAACUUCUUGACCGUCGCUAUUCACUACCUGGACGUCACCCUCGAAAUACUUCAAACGGUCGCGAAGCACAACAUCGCGUCCAAGAGCUUACACGCCAUUCUUUUCAACCCCAAACUUCUUGCGAGUCUGUCCAUUGCGAUCUUGAAGGAAACCCACCUUCCCAUCCCACUCAAGUCGCUCAUGUGCUCGUCCAGCUUGACAACGAUCUGCCCGGAUGUCCCGCCGUUCUGUGACCUGAGCCGAUCCAAGUUGCUCCAACUGGCGCAUUCGUUGCUGCGAUUGCUCAAGCUGUACUCGCUGUCGUGCGAUAUUUUCGUGACAGAUUCCAAAGCUGCGGCUGGACGCACAGCCAUCACGACGGAGCAGUAUUGGGACUUUUUGCACUGCCUCGCGACAUUGCUGCACCCGAAGUACUCGUCAAAGCAAUUAUGUCAAGCAUUCGUCGAGGUGAAUAUCCACCAGCACUUGGUUUCGUUGCUGCAGUUGCUGCGUGCAUGGCCAAAUCUGCUGUCUCAAGUUCUGUUGAUCCUGACCAACCUGUUGGCGAGUCAUCCGCCAUGCCGUGACCUCCCCGUCGAGUGCUUGCUCGAUAUAGUCCACCACUGCUCAAACGCGGACGCCCAUGGAAUUGCUGGUCAUGCGUUCAAUGUUUUGUGGCACCUCAGUCGCCAUAAACCAAACCAAGGCAUUCUUUUUCAGUCCACCGACGUCAUGUCGUUCAUUCAAUUCCAUCUCGACAAAGCUGGUGCGUCCAUCGGAGUCGAGGGCUGCUUUGGCCUGCUGGCCAUCAUGACGAUGGUGGACACGAUGGCUGGUCCGUUGGAAGCUUACGUGUCCAAGCCAGGGCGCGAUGUUGCAUGGGUGUCUCAAGCCACUGUAGGGGACUCGGCCUCGCUCGUGUCGAGUCAGUUUUGCAAAUUCAUGCGAAAUUUGGCAUUUACACGAGAAUGGGGGCACGUCGUUCGCGGUAGCUCUGUCUUGGUGUCGACGUUGAUUCAGUGCCUUCGGUUUCCGUGCUCAAAAACUGCCUUGUAUGCCCUGCAGUGCCUGACCAAACUCCCUUUACCCAUGGCGCAAAAGAUGGGACUGUUCCAGUCGCUGGCACAACACCUACAAAACGGUUUGAGCCCCACGUCGGGGCAGCAGGCACCAGAUACCAUCCACACCAGUCGAGGGGUGCUUGCCACCAGGUGCUUGCAUGAAUAUCUCAGUCUCUCUGCCUUGACUCUCCACUCCAUCGUUCCUGGACGGCCAAAGUGGACCCUUUCACCCGAACCGUUCAGCCUUCUUUUGCGCGUCGCUCUCUUUGGUCCGAACCUUGACCAGUUGUUGGCGCUCCAAGUGGCACGGCUGUACUUUGGCAACGUGCGGUGCGACACGUGCUUCUUUGAAGGGACCCAAUUCGUGCUUGAGUGCACGCUAGCAUGCCUCGGGUUGCCGCGGGACGCCCGAAACGAAGCCUUACUCCUCUUUGAAUGCGUCACUCGCAGUCGUGGUGUGCAGUACCUCAUCCUGGACAAUGCCGCGGCUCUCACAACGCUCCGUCAACUGUUCCAUGAGCCGCACACGAAACUCGAAGUCUUGUGGAGAAUUGUGCGCAACCUGUCUACUGCACAAUCACAGCAAGUGACCGUGUUGACACUUUUUGCCGACGUGAUUCUGGCCACGAAAUGCCCUUCCACACCCGACGAGACGACCAUUGCCCGUUUGGCGUGCAGUUUGGUGGCGCACCUUGUCACGACGAUCGAAACCUUGCCUUGUGUGAAAAAACUCCACCCGUGGUUCCGCGCGAUGGCUCUGACCAACGACGCUCAAGUUCUAGCCCACCUUUGCCGCGUUCAGCGUAAUCUGGUGAAAAUAGGGGCCGCAUCCCACGACAUUGUCGACUUUGAGCACGUUCUGGACAACUUGUUGCCGAUCUACAGCGCAUGCCCAAGCUCGGACGACCCCAUCUUGACAACGCAGCUGCGCAUCAUGCUGUCCGAGUUCUGUGGGCUGAUGCUGACCUUUUACAAAACCGAGACCCAAAACAUGUUUGCCGGAUUUCAGCUCCAGGCCACCACCACUCGACCACCCACACGUCGUUCAACGAGCAAUCGAGUCAAACAAGUGCGGCUGUGGCAGCACAAGUGGGUGUUUUGCAAUGGCGCGCCGAUGGAGUCGCCCAGGUUGUUUGAAAAGGUGCUGUCGUUGUGGGCCGCAGCUUGCACACACGCUUGCCAGACGGUCGCCCACGAGUGCCUCUACGCGAUCUUGACCUUCUUCGUCAUGGUGACGAGUGAGUGCUUGAGCGGAUGCUUCCUCAUGACCGACGCGCUAUCGAUCGCGUUUAUCCUGCAGCACCUGCCGCAAUGCACGACAAGCGACGUCGAGUUGAUCAUGGCCAUUUUGAAAGCAUGUGCCAAGGUUCGCAUAAUCGCGACGAAAUUCGCUGCACGAUGCUCGGCUGCGUCUGCUCGAACGGGUGACAACUACAGCAUGCUAGAGCUCUUAUGUGGAGUUGCCGCGCACGUCGUGCGUGUCGAAAUGAUCCGCGGGCCUUCACCAGCGCACAACAAUACGUUCACGAUCUUUCUCGCGUGUUUAUCUGUUCUCAGUGAAAACACCAUGUUCCUGCGGUCGGAAUUCCUCAUGACAAGCCGCAACAACUUUGGCGUGAUCAAGUUGCUCGUAUAUGUUGUCCACCGGUGCCGGUCGGUCCAGCCAAGCUUGGCCAGUCUCGCAGCCAAAAUUCUCGUCCGCUUGGUGAUCGUGGCGAACUUGCGGCACGUCCAGAAGCUGCUCAAACAAACCGCGUGCGAUUUGUGCCUCACGGAUGAAAACGUGGCCCGUGUGCUGCUCACGUGCGUCCAUUUGACGCUGUUUGAGUUUGACAUGCAAGUCAAUGUGCUGGUUCGCGUCGUUCACUCCGUGCUUGUUCGCAUGGUCGCAAACGGUCGCAUCGACAAAGGCACGCCGGCCCUGCUUCGAGACAACGGCCUCGAGAAUAUCUCCGUCGCGUUGCGAGAAUUCAUGGCUGCGUACGACGACAUGGCAAUGAACCCAAACACAAACGAUGACGCGUCGAUCGUGGUCCACUGGUUGAAAACCCUGUCGAGCGAGCUCUCCAAGUACUGCGUCGACGGCUACGACAGUCUCUACGAUGCGUUCGAGCGCUCCAACCACAACACCCAACUGACCCAAGGUAUUGAGGCCACGAAACAUGCCGCCAUGUGCUAUCAGACAAGCCAUUACGUCGUGCAUUUGCUCAAGGAAGCCGUGGUCCACGCGAUCGAUGACCCAACCCAGCAUGCUGACAUAACGCUCUUCUUCCGUCGCGUCGAGUCGAUCGUGGAAUGGAUCAUCUUGAGCCUACAGAAUCCCGACAUGGACAUCGGGUACUUUACCCAUCACAUCGAAGAGCUUUGCGCUGCUGUGCGAGGGCUGCUGCACGUGCAUGCUCCCGCAGCAGUCGGGUCCCCCGCCGCGUCCACUGCUUCCGCCCCCGUGGCGCUUGUUUUGGAACAGCUUCACAUUCAUUCGUGGAUGUGGGCGUUCUGGGGCUUUCGGCCGUACGUGAAAACCUCGCUAGGGCAAAGGCGAGCUUACACGGGGUUCUGCACCGACGGCGGCUCGACGGUGCAAUGCCGGUAUCCCCAGCUCCAAACGCACUGUGGCAAUUACACUGCAAAGCACGCGUCCACGGCGUUUGUUGUGUACCCAGACGAGAUGACAGAGUCUGUCGACGUGCAAGUGUGGAUGUAUCUCCCGUUUAGCCCCACGGACAUGUGCAUUGGCCAGACGUCGUUGUCGUUUCCGCUCGCGUGCGGCAACCAUUCGAUCGAAUUCCAUCCCUUUCAGCGCGACAAGAUGCGCUUCGACGAAGUUCGUCCAUACGGGGACAUUCAAUUCCGUGUGUGCCAAACCCACGGCACGGCGUCAACGACAGCAUCGUCGUUUCCGUUUUCCACGUGCGGCUCCAAGAUGCUCCGCAACGUGUGCUUUCUAUUGUGGACCGGGUUCGUCCUCACGGUCCAAGGGGUGUGGCACCUGGUCCAGUCGCACGCUCGCGCCGCCCCACGCGCCUUGCACGUUCAUGGGUCGGCCAAGUGGCAGCCUGCACACGAAACCAACGCUGCGCUGCGAGUGACGUCGCUGUUGACUCAAAUACGAUCGACGUUUGAAAAGUGCACGUCCAAAGAUAAACUCAUCGGGUCGUACGAAAAACAAAGCGCGCACACCGAGUGCAAAACCACCAUGGAUCUGCUCCUGGAAAGCGAUGUCGGGUCCUUUGCUGCAAUGACACGAAUCCUCGUCCCAAUCUUGACCAACCCCACCAACAAAUCCUUGUGCGACCAAACGUGGGCGGCCAUCGCGGCCACGGUCGACUUGUACAUGCCGCGUGGUCUGUCGUACUUUAAAUCGCACUUGCACGUCCAUGAGGCUCGGGACGCGACCCCGUCGGCCCUCGUCAGACGCAAGUACCGACUGAAAGAAGUGUGCAACGGCAUCGCAGGGCUCGACUUUUUCGUCCAAAGCACCAAACCGUCGACGGACUCGUUCUUCAAACAUUUCCGACCGUCGCUAGUCCAACCUCAUGUACAUCGGUACGACGUCGCCGUCAUCGUCGAUACGUGGAGGCGCCGCCGCGGACAAAACUGGCAGCAGCUUGUGAUUCCUCACAUGUCGAUUUUUUCUCUGCCGCAAGCGCGGAUGCCCGAGUGGUAUGGACUGAGCAAGAUGGUUGCCCCAGACAACUUGAAUCAUUUUUUCCUUCAGCCCUUGGAGCGGUGGCAAGCCAUCUUUGUCAUUGCUGAGUUCACCAGUGCUUGCUUCAACCAACCCCUUCGAACUCACGCGACGCCCCUCACGGCACUCAAACUCACCAGUAGCACACGACGCCUCUCGAAUGUCGAACUCGCGCAAACACGCCUCGUCUCUGCGCUCAGUGCCGUUCGCCAUGUUUUGUCAGGCAGCUCCCGCGUGUCGUCGGAUGCAUCGCUUAGCCCGACGACAGCAUUGGUGAAGCAGGCCUCCGCCAGGCAUAGCCAAUUUAUUCGCACCAUCACGGAUCUCACCAAAGAUUCCAAGCCGUACCAGCUGCUGAAGCACAUCGAGUUGGCGAGGAAGUGUCGGCUGGCAACAUUUGCCGAUCUCGACCCGUUCGACGCCCGAUCCAAGCUGAAGGUGUUCAAUGCUAGGGCGCAGAUCAUUCCCCCGAUCCUGUACAACGAAGGCCCUAUUGCCGAGCUCAUCAACGUUCUGUCGUGGUUUCUGCUCACUGUGACGGUGUGGCGGCUCGCACUAGCCCUCGAUACUAUUCGAGAAGCAUCGAGGACGUACAAUGGAUUGGUGCGAAAGAAGUCGCAGCAAGUUGCUGGGAGCCCGGCUCAUCGUCGAAACACAAUGGAAGUGACGUGGUUGAUGCAGCCAAACGGCGACUUGUCCGUGUCUGCAACUGUUCUCCGCACCGAGAAGCAGCUUCGCUACUACCUCGUCAUUACGGAGCUCAUGGGACUCUUGGUCGACAUUUUCUACAUUUGGCCACCGGAGAAUGGGAAAAUUGGCCUCGGCGGGUUUUGGUCGAGCUUGUGGUUCACUGCCAUCGCGUUCGGGUUUCCCUUUUUGUUCGAGUACUUUGUGUCCCCGACCUUGCAAGACUCGAUGGGGGUCGUAUCCGUCGGAAAACUCUCGAUCCUCGCCUGCUCGUACGGGAUCCUGUGGGUCGUGCUCGCGUUUUUGUCCGUCGUGACAAUCACGCGCAGCAUCCCUGGGUUCAACGCCACCCGGCGCGUCGAAUCGAUCAACCUCACCGACUUUCCGUCGUGUUUGAAAAAUUACUUGGCCAUCGGGAGCAUUGGGUGGGAACUCGUUCAGCUCAACUCGAUUCCGUGGCAAAUAUGGUGGGGUCGGCGCUCUUGCAUGGUUGGUGACGGGAUGCUGUAGGAAGUCGACGUAUUCCGCCAAAAAGCUGGCCGCCAUGGUCACGCUGGAUUUUGCCACACUCGGCUUUGACGUCGUCCAGCUCAACGUGUUUUUGGUACGGCUUGCCUCGCUGCUGCUACGUGGCACCCGAUCCACGUUGUAACGUACCCCACGCAGAUCAAACAACGCGUUGCGUGUAUUUGCCUGCUCAUUUGGUUCUUCAGCCUGAAGGCGUCCAACAAGUUUAAGCGGUUUCCGUGGGUCAACUACUUUGUCACGUUUUUGCUGCCAAGUUUCUUGAGCACGGGCUUGUUCAUGUUUCUAACCCAAGAGUACUUGUACUCGGUCGCGUGCUACCCUUCCGUCGACGCAAACGGGGCCAAAGUGUACGUGUUGUGGUCCAAGGAUAACCCGCUGCAUUGCUGGACGACUGACCAUGUACGACGUGCGUGAAUAUCGAUUGUCAAAACCUCAUGUGGGGCGUGGCAGUGGCCGUUUGCUUUGAUUGGGAUGCUUGGCAUCGGGUUGUUCGUUCCACUCGCCGUGCUGUCGUCUGGGAGCCACCAACUCGCGUUCCCGCAGCUGGAUCUCGAUAUCCAGUGCUCGCCGCUCUUCGGCAUGAUCAGCCAGCUCGUCAAGGGCCUCAUGAUUGGAGCUAAAACGUUCUUCGCCACCAACAUCGUACGUCGUGCUCGUUUGUUUGCCUCCAUCAUCGUGCCAACUUGUUGUUGUAGCGAUUUUACUUGUUUGUCGCGUUGGCCGGCGACAUGCUCCUGUUUGCAGUCUACUUUCGCUUCCCGCACGCGUGCUCGACCUGGCACGUUCGAAGCGCCAAGCUUGUCGUGUACGUGUUGAGCUUUUGGAGUGCGUUAUGCGCAAUCGUAUCAACGUACAUGACAAAGGAAGACAUUCCGCUGAUCGUCAUGUACAUUGGUCAUGCCGCCAUUUUGGGUGGGGUUUCCCUCUUGCUCCGGGCGAACAAACACUGGUUCCACCAACACCAGCGCCAGAAGAGCAUUCUCUAGUCGACAGUUUUGCCACAUUACGACAACACGCAUCUCGUUAUGACUGCUUUAGCCAGCCCUUGUUCGUGUCGCACGUGAGUUCGAGUUGGUUCAUCACGUAUUUGGUCGUGUCGUCGCUGUGGUCAAUGCGCGAUCCGACGUCGACUCGCACGAGCGACGUCAUGGACGCCAGCUCCUUGGGCAAAACAGUCAAGUUCGAAUCGUCGACGAGGAACGACAUGAGUUUCGUCAUGUUGGCGAGCUCGGCGGGCACCGGCGAGCUAAUGGGGUUGCCGCCAAUGUUGAGAAUCUCCAUGUUUUUCAAGUUGCCCAGGGCAGGCGGCAAGCUCAGCAGCCUGUUUUUCCGCAAGUUGAGGCUUCGCAGGCUGGACUGCGGACAACACAAUGUAUCUGGGAUGGUCUUGAUUUGAUUCGAGUUGGCGUCGAGGUCGGUGAGAAGGGUGAGGUCCGUCGUGUCGGGGAUUUCUUUGAGCGCGUUGCGAUACAGUUGAAGCUACGACUGACCGUGAGCACCCUCUGACGCACACACGACGCUACCUGGGUCAGUUGCGUGCAUGCUGUGAGACUUGGGAACGCCUUGAGCUUAUUCAAAUACGCCGCACAUCGCCGUAAGUUGACAAACUUGGUAAACGGGUCCAGUUGCGUUAGGGCGUUUCCCUGUACCAAGUGUUACAAGCCAGCGUCGCUAGGGGGAAUGUACGGCAAUGUUGAGCUCGGUCAGGUUGACGAGAUCGUAAAAGCCCGGGCUGAGGGACGUGAGUUUGUUGUUAAAAAAGUUGACUUCUUCGAGGGGUUGGCAGCCGCCGAUGCUGUCUGGGAGGGUCGUGAGCUGGUUCUUGAAGCAAAUGAGCUUCUUUAGCGACGCGCAGUGGCCGAGGUCACACGGCAGGCUUGUCAGUUGGUUCUCGGACACGAUCAACGUCGACAGCCGCGUGAGUUUGCACAGCGAGUCGGGCAGGAGCGUGAGUCGAUUGCUUGCGAUGUCGAGGACUUCGAGCUGGGUCAAAUCCCCGAUUGCGUCGUCGAGACACGCGAGCUGGUUGUGGCUAAAGUUGACCUCGAUCAAGUGCCACAGCUUGUACACUUGGUUCGGAAUCGCUUGGAACGGAGGAAGGUUGUGCUGUGCCAGGAACCCGGUAAAGUCGGCUUCUUGCGCGAGCGACAGCUCCAGCGUUGUGUUGGCAUAUGCUUCGAGCAUCUUGUUGACAUGAUCGGUUGUCAUGUUUUGGUACGCUAGUGCUGGCGCCACCUCCGACAUGCGACGACUCACUGGUGUGGACUCGGCCACUGACUUUUCCGUCUUGGCCUUGAGCUCUUCCUUGUCGCAGCUGGACCCGCUGCCCAUGGUCAGCGCGUCAAUCGACGAGUGUGUUUCGUCGCUUGAAACUACUGCCGAC
This is a messenger RNA of Aphanomyces invadans, 21058 nucleotides long. RefSeq lists its product as hypothetical. The record is from RefSeq and is a predicted model, not a curated record. Lineage: Eukaryota; Oomycota; Saprolegniomycetes; Saprolegniales; Verrucalvaceae. The coding region runs from base 1 to 18657 and encodes 6218 amino acids. The transcript is spliced from 22 exons.